Messenger RNA from Sycon ciliatum, 1236 nucleotides. RefSeq names its product myoblast determination protein 1 homolog 2-like. Gene Ontology annotation, molecular function: protein dimerization activity; DNA-binding transcription factor activity, RNA polymerase II-specific; RNA polymerase II transcription regulatory region sequence-specific DNA binding. The transcript has 2 exons. Gene Ontology annotation, biological process: developmental process; regulation of transcription by RNA polymerase II. Bases 26 to 967 code for a protein of 313 amino acids. The record is from RefSeq and is a predicted model, not a curated record. NCBI's taxonomy places the organism in Eukaryota, Metazoa, Porifera, Calcarea, Leucosolenida, Sycettidae.
AUCCACUGAGUGUUAACUAUUAUUAAUGAUGGCGAAGAGCAGAUCUCUAGCGAAUAGGAAAAUGAUGAACGGACCUUCUUCUAGCCACCGCAGGGCUUCUGCUACUAUAAGAGAACGCAGACGGUACCAGCAGAUACAUGAUGCAUUCGAUCGCCUCUCAGACCGUGUGACGUUCGAUCAUGGGAUGAAGCUAUCGCAACUGCAGACUCUUGAACGCGCUCAGUUAUAUAUACAGGAUCUUCGGAGCAUCCUCGACGCUCAUGGGACAAGCCCUGCCCCUUGUGCCAUGUCGGGUGGAAAGUCACCCGGUGGCCCCUGUACGCCAUCCGCAUGUGCGGCAGAGGCGCCACUUUUACCCGGUGUACCCCUUGAUAUGAAAGGCGCAGAUCGUGUUUCACAGCACAAUGAGGCCACUGACGAAUCAAUUGAAAGUCUUCAAAUGGCACGCCAGAAUACUGAGUUUCCUGUGUCAGCACCCAGCGACGCUCUGUUGCCCUCAACAGAUUGUGUUUCACCCAACGUGUCGACCAAUUCCUCUAGCUCUAUGCCCGUUCCAAUCGCAAGUAGUGCACCCAGUUCAACCUCUUCGUGCACACAACGAGUGGACAUCACAACCCAGCAAGAGCAGGGUUUUCCCCAACGAGCAGCUGCCCGUAUGCCCAGCCAGACCGACUGCCUUGCUGCAACUGUUUCAGCGCAUCUGAUGCCGCAUUGUUGCCGACCUGGCAACGAACACGUGUUGGAUGUAGAAACAGGGGGCCGGCAAGUCGCCAAUUUUCCGCUUACCACACUCCCAGCUGAUCCCAUCUCAACGCUGUUCCCUUGGGAUCCAGAGCCCAUGCCAGCGGCAAAUAUCUGGUCGGCCGUAAACCAAUAUGAGAUAUCCUCCUGGUUGCCAGGCUUAUGGGACACUCCUACACCGCGUCUAAACCAUGUUCAGCCAUCACCAGGACCGCUGGUGUACUGAUGAGGAGAUCAGCCAGCCGCGCUUGUUUCAUCUGAUUGGACGAACAGAGAAUGCAGACGCUACCAGCAAAUACAUCAUGAUAUAAUCGCUCGCCUCUUGGACUGUACAUAUUAUACAAACAUUGGGCUUUGAUCACAUACACAAUAACAACUCACAGGAUAAUUUUGAGUGGAAUCACUUGAUUGGUCAUUAAAAACGUUCCACGUGUAUUGUACAUGUACGUGUGCAUGUGGAAUGGGAAUGGAAAGAGACCCUGACAUGAAUACCCU